This is a messenger RNA of Alligator sinensis (Chinese alligator), 4180 nucleotides long. RefSeq lists its product as uncharacterized. The coding region runs from base 1695 to 2822 and encodes 375 amino acids. Gene Ontology annotation, biological process: regulation of toll-like receptor signaling pathway. The transcript has 3 exons. Lineage: Eukaryota; Metazoa; Chordata; Crocodylia; Alligatoridae. The record is from RefSeq and is a predicted model, not a curated record.
GUGGGAAAUCUGGUUUUAGUUUCCUCCUUGGCCACAGAGGACCACUCUCAUCAACAUGGAGAAUGCCCUAAGCACCAGGCUACAGGCAGUCCUGGGGAACAGAGGCACUUUUUGCCCCUCUUUGUGAAGCUGUUCCACGGUGCAGAAAAUAAUUGAAUGUUUUUUGGGCCAGAGAAAGAGCAAGCGAGAGAGCUCCAGCUAGCAGGAGACGCAUGGCUGUAGAUGCAAGCUAUGUACUGAACUGCUAAGAAGUUUCAGGACUGACCUUCAGGUUCAGAAGUUGAGGUUAGGUGGCAAUUGAGCAAUGGUUUUCAGGAUUACAAUUUUGGAUUUUGGCAUCUAAAUUCUUCCUCAGUCCCAUUUUAGGUGCCUGUGAAUCCCUCUUUUCAUAUAGGCCCAUUUAACUUGAAUGUGGUGAUUUUUGGAGCCUCAAUUACCUUAGUUUUUAGUAUUUGAAUGCUUUAUCAUAUUUGUGUUCAAUAUUCACUUAGCACUUAGUCUAAUAACCUACUUCACUUUGCUGAAAGGGAAAAUGGAAUGCAGUUUUUUUUGUAGGGCUCUUGUUAGCUAUUUAUGACUUGAUCUGAAUCAGUGUUUCCACAUAAAUAUGCUACUUUCAUGGUAGUUUUUAUUAUUUUAUAGCAGGUCCAAGUGUGCUAAUUACUUUAUCAUAUACACAAAAGACACAGCCACUUCAAAGAGGGCAUACAAUCAGGUGACAUAAAGGCUAGUAUCUAAGAAGAGAUUAGACUGCUCAAAUAGGGGGAGGGCAUCAAAGUUAGAUAGGACCUUUGUUCAUAGUUAAGACACCUCAUUAACAGUAUUUUACAGUUUACAGCCUGUUAGAGGAUGUGUUGUAAUAAUUGUUAGUGGUUUUCUCUAUGAUAUGUCAUCUUUAUAUUUCAGUUGUCCAUUUUGCAUACAUCAGUUAAAUCUUCUUGUUUGAUUGGAAUCUAUUAAAGAGUUUUAAUCAGUGCUUGUAAGAGAUUCAGAUUCUGACCAUUUCACCAAAAAGAAGGAAACUUUAUACAGAAAUUAACAGAAAACUCCUCUUGCUAUGUGUGUGUGUUUAUCUGACUAAGAAGAACCAGUACUUGAAUGAUUUUUAUGUUUUAACAGACUGCCCUCCCACUUAGAAAUCCACAUAACCUGUCAGUCACUGACUGACUGGUUUGAAAACCAAAACUACGUUUGUCUUCUGUAGUUUACGUGUUGUUUUUGGGCUAUGACUUGUGACCAGUGAGACUUUAUACAUUGUUCUAUACUGUGUUUGGUAGGAAUAAUAGUCUCUUUAUUAACUUUGUUUGCGUUUACCUGAUGAACAAAUUUUACCAUAUGAACUUGUUUCAGCAAAUUAAAAAAGCAUAGCUGUAACUUUGAAAAACAGAACAUUUUAAAUGUAUAAAUCUUUUCUAGUAUACCAGCAUAAAUCUUUUCUAGUAUACCAUUUCCCUCCUAAUAGUACAUUUUUCUGUAACAUACCUGUAUAUCAAUUGAAAAAUGAUCUGAGGAGCUGAUUUUUUCAAAUUGUGAGUAUAGGCAACAAGCUAUUCAUGAAUUCAUUAAACUUCAGUUUUAGAGAGUUUGCUAAUGUGUCUAUAGCGAAUAAAUUGUUUUUCUUAUCAUUUCAAACAUCUAACAUGCAUUUCCAUUCAAUGACAGGUUACUUGGCUGAAUCUGUGGAUUAGCUUUAUAUGUCCAAUAACCCAGUUACUGGGAAAAGGAGCCCCUCUGUUUCCCAGAAUGUGCACAGUGAGGAAAGAGCAAGCAAGAAUUUAUUCUGCAUUUACUGCAGUCGCAGUAAUGGAAUUUUAGGCUAUGCAAAUAUACAUCUCUUUCAAAAAGAAAUAUACUGUACUGUGAUAGUUAGUUGGUCUCUAGCACCAGUCAUAAUGUUGGCAGAAGGCAUCCUAACAGGAAUUAUAUACAGAGAAAAGAAACAAAACAAACCCCACAGAUGUGGCAUCAACAAAAAAGAGAAGAAGGAAACCUGGAAAGAUCAUCUUGUGGAUAGACUGGCAACUGAAGACCUUGCUACAGAAUCUAAGAAGCAGGACAAGAUCAUUGCAAAAGAUAGCAAGAAGGAACACAAUAAAGUUCUUCUUCCAUGUAAAUCAACAGAAGAGCUACCUGCAAAAGAACAUAAUAGUGCACAUGUUAAUGGAACCAUGUUUACAGGUUUACAUAUACCAGAAAGGGAACACAAUAAUGAAAAACAGCUGGAUUUGUAUAGAUCCUGGUCAUGCCACAGCAUUUAUCAAAACUACCCUGACCUACAUAUUGCAGGAGACCAUGUAGGGGACUAUAUGCUUGAUUCAGGUUGUGUUAUGGAUGACACAUGUGAUGAACUCCCUGAUGGCCCUGUUUUAGUGUCAGUAGAUAUUCCCUUAGGUCAUUCACCUCCAAAGGAGCCUCUUGAAAAACCUGCUUCAAAGUUCUUGAAUGGGGAUGAAGGUACAGAAAGGAGUAUGACACUCCACAAACAGCCUCUUUCAAAUUCUGUGCUCAACAAUUACAUGGAUAGAAAGAUGGAAGAGCUCUAUAAACAGGUUUUUGAAGAAAACCUGACUAGAUGUGGCUCUGUAACAAACCUCCAGACUUCCAGUUUGAUAAUGAAUAACUUAAAUCUGCUAAGUCUUCAAUUGUCCCAGGAACAUAAUAUAGAAACAUCUAAAGCCAAAGAAGUGCUCUUACAUUCUCUAGCUUUGUUUAGUUGUCACAAUGCUGCCACUGGAAACAGUUCUGAGUUUAGUACUCCAAAUUUACAGAUCUCAAACCCUGUAUGCAAAAAAAAGAGCUUCCAGAUGAAGUUAACAUCAUGAAUGAACUGUUUGGUUACAGAGUAAUCUUCAGCCACAGUUUCUUCACUUUCAAGAUAAAUUGGUGACAUUUACAGAAAUUAGACACUACAGACUUGUUAAAAGAUAAUUAGUUUUGCAGUCUAAACCAGGGCUAUUCAACUUCUGAGUGGCUGAGGGCUGCAGGACUGUGCAAACUAGACACAACCUUGGGAAAUACCAUGGGUCGCACACUGCAUCGUUCUAUCCCACCCUGCGCCACACCACACAGUCUGCUGACGUGCCAUGAAAGCCCUGCAAGCCACAGACUUCCUCCACCCCUUUCCAUUGUGGAUGCACUGUGCAGACAAACCACGCACAGCCCUCCAUCCCCCCAUGCUGUGCAGAUGUACCAUACAGCCCUCCUUGCUCUGUGCUACAUGGAUGCAAUGCAACACACUGCACUCUCUCUACACUGCACCAGCAGGGAAGGUUCCAUGAGCCCUAUGGUUACAGACUCCCUCAGCCCUGCAGACUAGUUUACCCUGUCCCUGCCCAAGUGACAGGGGCAGGGGCAGGGAUAGGUGGCAGGCAGAAGAAGCUUGAGGAGGGAGGGGGAGCCCAGGGACUCUGGGUAUAGAGAAAAGCUAGGAGUGGAGCCUGGAGCAGGAGCUUGGGUACUGCAUGUGACUUGUGGGCCACCAGUUGAACAGCCCUGAUCUAAAUCAUACCUUGUCUAUGGUGCUACUUCAUUGCUUAUUUCAGGACUGAAUCACUGACUUCAUUGUAUUGUUGAAUAUAACACCUUAAAAUAUUUAUUUAGCCAAUUUUUUUUUAAGUGGCCCAUGCCCAGCUUCUGAGAUUCCAGCUCUGCCAAUAUCUAUAUGACACUUUAUUAAUGUAUUUUGGGGCUACUUAAACAAGCAAAGUUUGCCAUGUACAAAAAAUAUUGGUAAAAUGUUACCCUGAGAAACUAACGCAGGACCAAAUAAAAUUAAGGGUUUAGACUCGCAUUGACUUCGACAGUCGUUUGGAUUGUGCUCUACUUAGGAACUCAUGACCCUGAGCAUCCAAAUGUAGAAUACACUUUUACAUACCUGAGUAUUGUUUCUGAGAAGAUGCAUCUUUCAUAUGAAAAUGCUGUUAGCAGGUGGGAAUGUUCAACACUGAUUUAUUGUGUAUAGCCUCUUAUAUGUGUAUCAUGUGAAAUGUAGACUUCAUAGUGAGGAAAGCUAAUGAGAACACUCUAUAGAAGGGAUUGAUAUGUGGUAUAUAUGUGGUACUCUUGUUGCACAUGCAUAUUUUAUAUUAUACAUGUACAGUGUGUUACAUGGGAAUAGAAGUUUUAUUGGUUUCUAACAACUUAUGUAAUAUAUCAGCUUUGAACAAAGUUAUUAAAAUAU